CAAACGGGACGCGGCCGCAGUCGAGGCUCCCUGUAGCUCUCCCUCACCUCCUGUGUUUCUCGUUUUCUCAUUUAUACCCUACCCCCGUUAUUCGUGCUUUUCUUAUAAUAUACACAUUUCCCGGGAUAUUUCUUAAAACACCGUGAACGAAAAGGCAGAAAACGAUGAGUGUCGAGGCGUACGGGCCGAGCUCCCAGACUCUAACGUUCCUGGACACCGAGGAAGCCGAGCUGCUGGGAGCGGACACCCAGGGCUCCGAGUACGACUUCACCGACUUCACCCUGCCGAGCCAGACUCAGACCCAGGGCCAAACCCAGAGUCAGCUGGACAGCCAGGUUAAUGGUCCUGACGGGGUGCUGCAGAAUGGAGACGACCCUGCAGUUAAAGCCAGUCAGUUGUUGGCGGAGUUGAACUUUGAGGAGGAUGAGGAGGACACCUACUAUACCAAGGAUCUUCCUGUGCAUGCCUGCAGUUACUGUGGGAUUCAUGAUCCAGCCUGUGUGGUGUACUGCAAUACCAGCAAGAAGUGGUUUUGCAACGGCCGUGGAAACACAUCCGGCAGCCACAUUGUGAACCACCUGGUGAGAGCAAAGUCCAAGGAGGUGACCCUGCAUAAAGACGGCCCUCUGGGGGAAACUGUGCUGGAGUGCUACAACUGCGGCUGCCGCAAUGUCUUCCUGCUGGGCUUCAUCCCCGCAAAAGCUGACUCAGUAGUGGUGUUACUGUGCAGGCAGCCAUGUGCCAGCCAGAGCAGCCUGAAAGACAUCAACUGGGACAGCUCGCAGUGGCAGCCUCUCAUUCAGGACCGCUGCUUCCUGUCCUGGCUGGUCAAAAUCCCGUCAGAGCAGGAGCAGCUCAGGGCCCGCCAGAUCACCGCCCAGCAGAUCAACAAGCUAGAGGAACUCUGGAAGGAAAAUCCCACCGCAACCUUGGAGGAUCUAGAGAAGCCUGGUGUGGAUGAGGAGCCCCAACAUGUUCUGCUCCGCUAUGAGGAUGCCUACCAAUACCAGAACAUAUUUGGUCCUCUUGUGAAGCUGGAGGCUGACUAUGACAAGAAACUCAAAGAAUCCCAGACUCAAGACAACAUUACAGUCAGAUGGGACUUGGGUCUGAACAAAAAGAGGAUUGCUUAUUUCACCCUGCCCAAAACAGAUUCAGAUAUGCGACUGAUGCAGGGAGAUGAAAUUUGCCUGAGGUACAAAGGAGACCUGGCUCCUCCAUGGAAAGGCAUUGGACAUGUCAUCAAAGUUCCCGAUAACUAUGGUGAUGAGAUUGCCAUAGAGCUGAGGAGCAGCGCUGGGGCUCCAGUGGAGAUCCCACACAACUUUCAGGUCGACUUUGUUUGGAAGUCCACUUCCUUUGACAGGAUGCAAAGCGCCCUGAAGACAUUUGCUGUGGACGAGACGUCAGUGUCUGGUUACAUCUACCAUAAACUGCUGGGACAUGAGGUGGAGGAUGUGGUCAUCAAGUGCCAGCUGCCUAAACGCUUCACUGCCCAAGGAUUACCUGACCUCAACCACUCCCAGGUGUAUGCUGUAAAGACGGUGCUGCAGCGUCCCCUCAGCCUGAUCCAGGGUCCUCCUGGCACAGGGAAGACUGUAACUUCUGCCACCAUCGUGUACCACCUGGCUAGACAGGGCAACGGGCCGGUGCUUGUGUGUGCUCCCAGUAACAUUGCCGUUGACCAGCUGACAGAGAAGAUCCACCAGACUGGACUUAAAGUAGUGAGGUUGUGUGCCAAGAGCAGGGAGGCCAUCGACUCACCUGUGUCCUUCUUGGCUCUGCACAACCAGACCCGUAACAUGGACAGUAUGCCAGAACUUCAGAAGCUCCAACAGCUUAAGGAUGAGACAGGAGAGUUGUCCUCCUCAGAUGAGAAACGCUACAGGGCUCUGAGACGCACUGCUGAGAGGGAGCUGCUAAUGAAUGCUGAUGUGAUCUGCUGCACUUGUGUCGGGGCGGGGGAUCCUCGUCUGGCUAAAAUGCAGUUUAGAUCAAUCCUGAUUGAUGAGAGCACCCAGGCCACCGAACCUGAGUGCAUGGUGCCUGUCGUCCUGGGUGCCAAGCAGCUGAUCCUGGUGGGUGAUCACUGCCAGCUGGGCCCUGUUGUGAUGUGUAAGAAGGCAGCUAAAGCAGGUCUCUCCCAGUCUCUGUUUGAGCGCCUGGUAGUUUUAGGGAUACGGCCAAUUCGUCUGCAGGUCCAGUACCGUAUGCACCCGGCACUCAGCGCCUUCCCCUCCAACAUCUUCUAUGAGGGCUCCCUGCAGAACGGAGUCACUGCCGGAGACCGUGUGAAGAAAGGCUUUGACUUCCAGUGGCCGCAGCCUGACAAGCCGAUGUUCUUCUAUGUCACCCAAGGCCAAGAGGAAAUUGCCAGCUCUGGAACAUCAUAUCUCAACAGAACUGAGGCAGCCAAUGUGGAGAAAAUAACCACCAGGUUGUUGAAGGCUGGCGCAAAACCUGAUCAGAUCGGCAUCAUCACCCCUUAUGAGGGACAGAGGUCUUACCUGGUCCAGUACAUGCAGUUCAGCGGCUCCCUCCAUACCAAACUGUACCAGGAGGUGGAGAUCGCCAGUGUGGAUGCUUUCCAAGGCAGAGAGAAAGACUUCAUCAUCCUGUCCUGUGUGAGGGCCAAUGAGCACCAGGGCAUCGGCUUCCUCAAUGAUCCACGUCGCCUCAACGUGGCGCUCACUAGGGCCAGGUAUGGUGUGAUCAUUGUGGGAAACCCCAAAGCUCUGUCCAAGCAGCCCCUGUGGAACCACCUGUUGAACUACUACAAGGAGCAGAAGGUCUUGGUCGAGGGUCCCCUUAACAACCUGAGAGAGAGCCUCAUGCAGUUCAGCAAGCCUCGCAAGCUGGUCAACACCAUAAACCCUGGGGGUCGAUUUAUGAGCACAGCCAUGUAUGAUGCCAGGGAGGCCCUCAUUCCUGGAUCUGUUUACGAUCGCAGCAGCAACGGGCGCACAUCCAACAUGUAUUUCCAGACCCAUGACCAGAUUGGUAUGAUUGGCACAGGCCCUAAUCCCAUGACUUCCAUGAACCUCCCUAUCCCCUUCAACCUAGUGAUGCCCCCCAUACCUCCACCUGGGUACAUGGGACAAGUCAACGGACCCACAACAGGUCGUGGUGGUGGUAUGAAAGGCAAGGCAGGCAGUGGAGGAGGUGGCGGCAACAGAGGUGGCCGUCAAAGAAACCGCGGCAACAUGGGGAACCACAGCGGAGGGAACGGAGGGCAGCAUGGAGGCCAUAUGAGCGGCAGUCAGGCCAGCCAGGACCUGGGCUCCCAGCCUUUCUCCCAGGGGCCUCUGACGCAGGGCUACAUCAACAUGAGCCAGCCGUCACAGAUGAGCCAGCCUGGGCUCUCCCAGCCUGAACUCUCACAGGACAGUUACCUAGGAGACGAGUUUAAGUCCCAGAUUGAUGUGGCUUUGUCCCAGGACUCCACCUACCAGGGGGAGCGGGCCUACCAACACGGUGGUGUGACUGGACUGUCCCAGUACUAGACUGUUGCUGGAAAGGAGCUAGGCCUGUGUUAAGCUUAGUUCAUUGGUAUUUUAAUCUGGGUAAUAACAAAAAAGAACAAACAUGGAUACCCGUUUUCCACUGCUACAACCGAAGCACCACUGUGUGAAAGUAACAGGAGAGAGACCGUGAGAAACCAACCUAUCACAAGAGUGAGAGCAAAAAUGGGAGUAGAGCUGGACAGGAAGAGAGCAAGAGAGAAAGAGUGGGAGGCUGGUGGAGGAGCGAAGGCACUGCUGCUCACACGCGAAGACAUGGCGAAGGAGAAAGCUGUCGUCGACGGAGCAGCGCAGUUGGAGAGGCGAGACCUUCGACAGGUCAAGGAGGGUGGAAAGUUCAAACGAUUCUGAAGAGGGGAAGGGGGAGCGACUGUGUCAUCUGGUCCCUCGUAUGCCCCUGAACCCUCGGGGAUCUCCGAGCAGUAUGGUUGGAAAUCUUGCUCCAAAAGCUGAGAAAGAUGGAGAAGAGGUGUCUCACACAAAUGUCCUCCAAGCUAACUCAACAGGAUGUCUUCUGUGACUUGGAGAGCGAGAGAGAGAAAAUAAACAGGGGACACAACUCUCGAAGCAGUUGAUAUGGCAACUUUUUAAAACUCAAAGCUUGAAUCGAGGCUCUGCAUUUGGUCACAUCUAAGCAUCUGGGAGAGGAGUGUGAACACACUGGCUAUUCGAGUGAACUCAAAAGUGCUGUGGUGUUGUGCCUCAAAGAGAUCAAAUGAAAUUUGAGGAUCACAUAGCCACAGAUCAUUCACUUUUUUCUCAGCGUUGAGUUGGAAAGUUUUUUUUUUUUUUUUUUUUUAAAGGCUGUUUUCAUUGAGGUUUUCAGUGAUGUAAGCUAGUGUAGUGGGCUGUCUUUCUCAAGGUGGUCUGCAAAGAACAAGUGGUGGAAUUAGUUCUUGAAAAUAUAUACGUUACAAAAAAUAAACAAAGAAAAACAUUUUUGUCUCCAGACCUGAGGAAUUUGUGCUCCAAAGAUCUGCAGCUAGUGAGACAAUUUUGUUUUUGCUCUUCUAAAUGUAUCUUUGUAGUUGUACAAAAGAGUGAAUGAUAAGCAUCAUAACCCACUUAUAACAGAAUGAAGCUGUCUUUUUUUGCCUCAUACCUGAUUCACUGCUGACCCUGAAGCCUGUAGACCUAGCAGAGACGGAUCAUCAUGAGCAUAAAGUGCUCAAUGCAUCAAAUAAGCCAAAUCAAGAGGGCAGUACUCCCCAAAAAGUCCCAAGUCAAUAAGCAUGCAAAAAGUGACAUCAUUUCUAUAUGAUGAGUUUUUUUCUGUCAGCUAAGUGUGAAGCACCUGAUAAAAGCACCCACCACAGAGGAUAAUGAAAACUUUAAAGACUGAAGUGCUUUAGUACAAUUUUCCCCCCAUCUUAGAAUCAAACUUCGUCGUAGAUUUCACCGUGUUGGACUUUGGUGAAAGAUGCAUUUUGGAACGUCCACUGAUUACCAGUUCAGGUUAUUUGAUGUAUGUGUCCUAUAUUUGGCACAAAGAUAUCAAAUUAUAUUUAGACACGAUGAUGAACUGCACACUUGAGUCCAGAAAAUGCCCUUUUACCUUUUACCUUCCUUUAGUUUUAGUUCUUUGUUGGCAUACACUUGAAUUUUAGAAAAGAGUAAAACUGUUGCGUAGUAGUGUGUCAUGUCAAAGAGAACGGUUAGUUUAAUAACUUUGGUAAACAUUGUGUUUAUGUACUGUGUGCAUGUGUUGUAAGUUCUCAUUUCACAUGCUUUGGACGGACACGUGAAGUUUCCAUGCUGCUUGUUUUCAUCGGUAUCAGAUCAGUAACCCAAAGCAUUUCCUAUGAUCCAAACGUUUGUUUUUAUGUCAUUAAAAUGCAUAACUCUGAAAUAUCUAGACAUCAUCUAAACAGUAGUUUUUGGGAAUGUAGCCACCUUUACUCUGACCCUAAAAUGCUUAUUUUAUCCAUCAGUUUCAAAGAGCAGCCGUGCUAAAAGUGCUCAGACUACCAAAGUCAGAAAGAAGCCACAAAGUUUAUGUAAACAUGUUAUUUAUAAAUGAUUUCCAUGUUCAUAUUCCCAGAGUAAUGAAUUACUAGACAAUAUCCAUCAUUUUACAGCCAACUUUAACUGUAAUAACUGUGCUGUAGUCAUCUAGCAUCUUUACCAGGUCGUCACAUUGAUAUUUAUAUUUCCUUUCUCUGUGAUUUACAGUAUCUGUAGAUAUUAACCAGGGUUGCUGAACUUGAACAGCUGCUGAUUUGUGUCAUUUUAUGUAACAUCCUUCGUGGAUGAGGACACCGUUAAAUGCUAUAUGCACCUGAUCAUUGAUAUAUUUGAAGUCUAUUUAUUAAAAAUGUUUUUAAAUUAAACUUAUCUUUUACCCGCACAUAGUUUUUGCACGUCCUAUGACUAGAGAGUAACUUUUUGAGUUGGAUGUUUUCCUCUAUAUUUGUUGCUUUGUUGUUGUUUCUUUAUUUGGCUUAUUGCAGUUUAGAACUGAAAAUUCUGAAAAUAAAGAUGAAGAAGUUUUGUGUUGGCCACAUGGCUGCUCCAUUUUGAUUUCCAGACCACUCAUUGAUGUUGACAGUUAUUUAAACAAAAAAUUAUGCUCACAAAUAUUCUCCUGUUAAUAAUCUUGGAAAAUUAAAGUUUGCUUCGUUUUGCUCCCCGAA
Molecule: messenger RNA, 6154 nt
Organism: Scomber scombrus (Atlantic mackerel)
Lineage: Eukaryota; Metazoa; Chordata; Actinopteri; Scombriformes; Scombridae
Product: regulator of nonsense transcripts 1
Exons: 24
Coding region: 165-3503 (1112 amino acids)
Biological process (GO): nuclear-transcribed mRNA catabolic process, nonsense-mediated decay
Cellular component (GO): cytoplasm
Molecular function (GO): RNA binding; zinc ion binding; RNA helicase activity
Source: RefSeq, a predicted model, not a curated record